Messenger RNA from Aethalodelphis obliquidens (Pacific white-sided dolphin), 3265 nucleotides. RefSeq names its product glucosaminyl (N-acetyl) transferase 3, mucin type (gene GCNT3). Gene Ontology annotation, molecular function: acetylglucosaminyltransferase activity. NCBI's taxonomy places the organism in Eukaryota, Metazoa, Chordata, Mammalia, Artiodactyla, Delphinidae. Gene Ontology annotation, cellular component: membrane. The transcript is spliced from 2 exons. The record is from RefSeq and is a predicted model, not a curated record. The coding region runs from base 1199 to 2521 and encodes 440 amino acids.
UACCAAAUUCUCAAUAAUCCCCCAAUAUUUUCCUCCUUCUUCCAGCCUAGGGGUGGUAGCUACUUACAGCAAUUGUUACUUCCUUAAUAAUUUAGCAUCAUCUACCCCUCCCCCUGCUUUCCGUUAUCUACUUAACUUGAUACCUGGUUAAGUUCUUUAUGUAAAAUUAUUAAAUUUGUUAUUUCAAAUAUUUGGCCAGGAAUGCUGCAUAUUUGGAGGGGUGCUUUGGGGGUGAUGGGGAGAGGCAAACAGUGGCAAACAAUGGCAGCAGUUUUGAAGAAGUAAGUUUUCACACCGUAUUGCCAAAACCACCCAUGGGGUGCUCACUGAAGUCCAACCACCCUUAGUGUUAGCCUUGUUCAGACUGUCAGGAACCCUAGACUCACAGACAUUAGUGAUGGAGAUCUACAGUCUGGAGCCCCGAGGAUAUUUCUCCAACUUACAAAUUAUUAACAGUCAUGGAAAGACAGACAAAUUAAUUUUUUUUUUGAGUAGUUGCCAUGGAAGAGCAAAGUCUGUUUUUCACUGACAUUUCCUUUAAAGUAAAAGAACAAAAAAAAUAAUCCUUGAAGGUCAUUUUUAUUGCUUUACUCUUCAGUGAAAUUCAGGGAGUAUUCAGGGAACAUAAGAGGAGAGAUAUUUGAACUCCAGGCCAAAAGAAGAUAGGGGCAUACCUGUGUGUUUCCACGGUUCCUUGUUAAGGGGGAAAAAAGCUUUCAAGUUCUUGUAUGAGUAUUGACAAGUUUUUAUGAAUGGUUUUGUGGCAGGAGAACAUGAGUACAAACUGGGCUAUUCUGGAUGAAAUAGCUGCUUGCCUUCUUACGCAUUGCCAGCACGUUUUUCCUGCUUGCUCACCUCCCUGAAUGACUUGUUCUUGAGAAUAUGCUCCUGAAUGAUAUAUCUGAGCUGGCUCUCUUAUCUGAGAGCAGGAAGCUAGAAGGUCAGUGACAGAGCCACCUGCUGCUCUUUACUUUGCAGAGAUUAAGGAGUCUGACACAGUUUCUUGGACAUCCUAUGAAUGUUAGAAAAUAUGUUUUGGAGAGGCUGAAGAAAGAAGAGACAUGGUGUUCACAUUUGCUUCCAUGGAACCCAACAGAUCUUCCCUUGGGAAAAAGAUCUUCCCUAAAUAAGAAGGAAGCUAUUAAAGGAUUUCAUCCUCCUCCUUCCCUGUGCCCAAACUCUACCGAUCUCCCAUUCCAUGAAGAUGAUUGGGUGGAAGAAGAAACUCUGCAGGGGGCAUCACCUGUGGGCCCUGGGCUGCUAUAUGCUGCUGGCCGUUGUUGCUCUGAGACUUUCUCUCAGGUUAAAAUGUGACAUAGAUUCCCUGGAUCUGGAAUCCAGGGACUUUCGAAGCCAGCGCUGUAGGGACAUCUUGUACAAGUCCCUGAAGCUGCCAGCAAAGAGAUCCAUCAACUGUUCUGGGGUCACCCGAGGGGACCAGGAAGCAGUGGUCAAGGCUCUCCUGGACAAUCUGGAGGUCAAGAAGAAGCGGGAGCCUUUCACAGACACCGAUUACCUCAACAUGACCAGAGAUUGUGAGCAGUUUAAGUCCCAAAGGAAGUUCAUACAGUUCCCACUGAGCAAAGAAGAGUUAGACUUCCCCAUCGCAUACUCUGUGGUGGUCCAUGAGAAGAUUGAAAACUUUGAACGGCUGCUGCGAGCUGUGUAUGCCCCUCAGAACAUAUACUGCGUCCAUGUGGAUGAGAAGUCCCCAGAAACUUUCAAAGAGGCAGUCAGGGCCAUUAUUUCCUGCUUCCCAAAUGUCUUCAUGGCCAGUAAGUUGGUCCGAGUGGUUUACGCCUCCUGGUCCAGGGUGCAGGCUGACCUGAACUGUAUGGAAGACUUGCUCCAGAGCUCGGUGCCUUGGAAAUACUUACUGAAUACAUGUGGGACAGAUUUUCCUAUAAAGACCAAUGCUGAGACGGUCCUGGCCCUCAAGAUGUUGAAUGGGAAGAACAGUAUGGAGUCCGAGAUACCUACUGAGUACAAAAAGUCUCGCUGGAAAUACCACUAUGAGGUGACAGACACGUUGCACCUAACCAGCAAGAUGAAGGACCCUCCCCCUGAUAACUUACCCGUGUUCACAGGGAAUGCCUAUUUUGUGGCUUCUCGAGCCUUUGUCCAACAUGUCUUAGAGAACCCCAAAUCCCAACGACUGAUCGAAUGGGCAAAAGACACCUAUAGCCCCGAUGAACACCUCUGGGCCACCCUUCAGCGUGCACCGUGGAUGCCUGGCUCUGUCCCCUACCACCCGAAGUUUCACAUCUCAGACAUGACCGCCAUUGCCAGGCUGGUCAAAUGGCAGUUCCACGAGGGAGACAUCAGUAUGGGGGCGCCUUAUGCACCUUGCUCUGGAAUCCACCAGCGGGCUAUCUGCAUUUAUGGGGCUGGGGACCUGCACUGGAUUCUUCAGAGUCAUCACCUCUUGGCGAACAAGUUUGACCCAAAGGUGGAUGAUAAUGUUCUGCAGUGUUUAGAAGAGUAUUUACGUUAUAAGGCCAUCUAUGGGACUGAACUCUGAGAUACACCGUGAGAGGAUUGCUACCCAGGGGGCAGGAACAUGUACAAACGUGCCCAGAACAUGCUGGGACAGUGUGGGGUGGGAGAGCAGGGCUCUGGAAUCCGUGGCAUCUCCCUGGGUCAGGGGGCUGCUCUUGGAGUGUGAUGAGUAGAUUUGUUGCCUCGCAAAUUGCUGCCCUGGGUGAACACUGUUGUGUCCUCACCUCACUUCCAAUAGCUUCUCCACUGACUUUCCCACCGAGUUGGGAAUAAGAACCAGCUCUUUGGAUGAAUAAGGGAGGGAAGUGUGGCAGGAGACCCUGGAUUUUAGUUCAAUUCUUGGUAUUGGCUUUUUCACUCUUUGGAGAUGCCACUCCAAUUCCACUCUUUGGAGAUGCUUGGUAGUAGGGAGGGGACUGAGGGAAAAAAGGCCUUGUAUUUUGUACUAUUAGCUUCAAAAUAAAGAGCUUCUGAUUCAAAUCCCUGACUCUACUCUUUGUCUAGUAAGCCAGAGAUAAGAUAAAACUCUGAGACGUUUUCUCAUAACUAUUGGUGACAUUUAAAAUCCCUGGUGGCUAGCAAGAGAAUCCCCAUUGUUCCGGAAUGAUCAUGGCAAGCUGUAUAAAUGGCAGAUGCAAAAGAAUAUAGAGGAACACAGCUGACUCUUUCAUUAUUGAAAGCCCUCCUCACUUUGUUAACAUCGCCAGAUUCAUGACUUUUCUGUAAGGGAAAAGGCAGGGUGAUUUAACCAAUAUGACCCUCCAUA